Molecule: messenger RNA, 1431 nt
Organism: Porites lobata
Lineage: Eukaryota; Metazoa; Cnidaria; Anthozoa; Scleractinia; Poritidae
Source: the annotation of a GenBank genome assembly
AUGGCCGACUUACAACACGCUGGUCAUCACUUUCAAACCGUGUCGUGCGAGUUAUGGAAAGUCAGUGGCCCAAAAGUCCGCAUAAAGAAGGAUUGUUCCGUUUGCUUUUCGGUAGACACUGUUGUGACGAGUCAGGACAUUGUGGUUGGUUUCGACAAGUCAGGAAUUGACAUCGAUUCCAUUACUUCGAUUCAAAGAAAGGCGAGCAACAAUACGUGGAUUGUGACCUUUGACUCUCCAGUUUCCAAGACCGCUGCACUCAACGAGCAGAGUGUUACCAUUUCGGGCUGCGUCGUUUUUCUGGGUGACUGUGAGAACAAGGUUACCAUUGUUAAAUUGUACGAGCUACCAACGGAACUGCCGGACUUGGUCAUUAUCGGUCGCUUGUUGCAUUAUGGCCGCGUGUUUUCCUUCCGACGAGACCGGAUAGCAGAGGGAAUUUACAAUGGGGUACGCACCGCGCGAAUGGUCCUCGACCGGCCUAUUCCGGGCCAAACGUUUAUUGCUGGCGAAUUCGCCCGUAUUCGUACCCUGGCCAGCCCAAAACCUGCCGAAAAUGCGGUGCAGAAGGGCACCUUGCAGCCUCGUGUAAAUCCCAGCGCUGCUUCAACUGUGAACAGCCUGGCCAUCGCUCGGACGACUCUCCUUUGUCGCCCCUGUGUCGCGUGUGCUUGGCCGAUUCUCACCCCACCCCGCAGUGUCCUUAUAUUUAUUACAGCUCUAAUGUUCUUUCCGUUAAGGUUUCUGCCUCCAGUUAUCUUCAAGCUGCUGAGAGAGGAAAGCAAGCCGAGGAGGAACGCGCUGAACGCGAGCGGAAGGAGAAAGAACGCGAGAGAAAGGAGAAAGAGCGCGCGGAGAGGGAACGUGAGGAACGCAAGAAACAAGAACGAAAGGAGAGAGAACGCAAAGAGAAAGAGAAAGAGGACCGCAGAGAGAGAGAACGUAGAGAUCACGAGCGUCAGGAGAAACAAGAUCGAAGGGAGCGUGACAGGAAGGACAGACACCACCGUAGAAGGGAGGAUCAGGCUGACAGUGGGGAUGAACGCAGGAAAGAAAGCAAGGAAGAUAGUCGCCGCGAUCGCGACUACGAUCGCUCAGGUCGCGACCGUUCUUCCCACCGUUAUAGCCAUGCCAGUAGCAGCGAAUCUGAAGAUGAUCGUGAUCGUGGCUGGAUUAAAGUUACACAUCGCAAGAAAAGCAGGUAUUAUUAAUUUAUUUUUAUUUAACUUACCUUCGAGCAACUUAAACUCCUUACCAUCAAUGUUCGUGGGCUAGGAACUGCCCGUAAACGCGACCUUUUUCUUCACGAGUUAAAUGAGAAUCUUAAUUAUGAUAUUUUUCUUUUGCAAGAAACGCAUAUUUCUUGUAAAACUCAGGCUGAUCUUGUUGAGAAAAAUUUUAAAGGCCAAUGUCUUUGGUCCUUUGGGAUAG